Messenger RNA from Solanum pennellii, 888 nucleotides. RefSeq lists its product as uncharacterized. NCBI's taxonomy places the organism in Eukaryota, Viridiplantae, Streptophyta, Magnoliopsida, Solanales, Solanaceae. The record is from RefSeq and is a predicted model, not a curated record. Bases 1 to 888 code for a protein of 295 amino acids. The transcript has 2 exons.
AUGGCUAUCUACUAUAUAAGCAAGAAGUUUACUCCAUACGAGUCUCGUUACAAUUUGUUGGAGAGAACGUGUUGUGCUUUUAUGUGGCUUGCCCAGAAGUUGAGACACUAUUUAUCAUCGUAUACUACAUAUCCCUUUUCCAUAAUGGAUCCAUUGAAGUAUAUUUUCCAGAAAGCGGUGCCGACCGGAAAGUUAGCGAAAUGGCAAAUGCUGUUGAUUGAGUUUGAUAUCAUGUAUGUGACCCAGAAGGCAAUAAAAGAACUGGCCUUUGUUGGUCAUCUUGCAGAAAAUCCCGUUGAUGAAGAAUAUGAACCACUUAAGACUUAUUUUUACGAUGAAGAAGUGUCGUUUGUGGGUGAGAAUAUUUCUGAAGCAUAUCCAGGUUGGAGAUUAUUCUUUGAUCGAGCGACAAAUCAUCAAGGUAAAGGCAUUGGAGCAGUCGUAGUGUCAAAAUCUGGUCAGCACUAUCCCAUGGCAGCUAAGCUCCGAUUUAAUUGCACAAACAACAUGGCUGAAUACGAAGUACAGUAUGCACAGAAAUUGUGCAAAAGAUUAUGUAAGAUCAAGUUCAGACAUACUCCUAGAAUACAGAACGAAUUGGCCGAUGAUCUUGCCACCAUCGCUUCGAUGAUAAAACAUCCGGAUUCAGAUUAUAUUGAUCCUCUGGAUAUAGAGUUUAAAGAACAUCCAGUCCAUUGUUUCCAUGUCGAAGCAGAAGCGGACGGCUUGCCUUGGUCUUUUGAUAUAAAGAAGUAUUUGGAGUUUGGGACUUAUCCUGAAGAUGCUACGUCCAACCAAAAGAAGUCGAUACGCCUUAUGGCUCUUAAUUUCUUUCUUAGUGAAGAAAUCCUUUGUAGGAGGACUCCAUAUUUGGGUCUUCUAAGAUGA